GCCUGCCUCCCUCCUUCCUCCCUUCCUCCGCCCUCCUCCCCAAGGCAGCCCAUGGCUGCUCCCUGCUCCGCGCGGUCGCUGCAGGGCGAAGCGGCCGCCUUCACCGCUGCCCUCCGCACCCUGGUCAACAACCCCCAGUUCAGUGAUGUGACAUUCGUGGUGGGCCGGGAGCAGCAGAAGGUGUUUGCACACCGCUGUGUGCUGGCAUGCCGCUGCCAGGCUUUCCGGGGGAUGCUCAGCCAGGGGCCGGCAGGCAGCGAGGACUCCCCCAGCAGCAUCUCACCCCAGGGACCCUUCAUCCUGGGCAACGUGCAGCCCGAGGUCUUCCUGGCCGUCAUUGAGUUCCUCUACACCAACAGCGUCACCCUCAACAGCCACAUUGCACUGGAGGUACUGACUUCAUCAGUGGAAUAUGGUCUGCAGGACCUAUGCAAGGAAAGCCCCGAUGCUAUCACCCACGGGUGUCCCGUGGUCAGCUGGCUGGAUGAUGCUCUCUGCAUCAAAUUCAUCAAGGACACUCUGAGUGUGGAGCAGGUCUGCGAGGCUCUGCAGGCUGCAGUGACCUAUGGGCAGACAGACCUCCAGCAGCACUGCCUGGCCUUCAUCGAGGGCUGCACUGCGGCAGUGGUGCGGACACAGGGCUUCCACGAGCUCUCUGAUGUGGUGCUGGCGCGGGUGCUGCGCAGUGACCGCCUGGCCGUGGACGAGCUGGACCUGGUGCAGGCUGUGCGGGAGUGGGCGCACGUCAGCUCGGCUGUCCUGGAGCGCCCCGUGCCUGAGGUGGCUGCCCUGCCUGUGCAGGAGCUGCGCCUGCCCCUGCUGGCACCCAGUGAGCUGGCAACGCUGGAGAGACAAAACCAGCGGGAUCUGCUCAUCCCGGCAGAGAGCAUCGCGGCAGCCUGGCGGUCCCAUGCCCUGAAGAAGGGCAGUGGGGUGCCCUCGCACCUCUGCCAGCCCCGGCGCGGCACGCGGCCCCGCGACCACCACCGUCACCUGGACCCACACGCCAAGUAGGGGCUUGGGCAGCAGCAGUGCCCCCCAGGACAGCGGGGCAGGGUGCGGGGCUGGGCACUGCCAGAGGUGCCACCGUGGCCAAGAGCGUCCAUAAAGCUCUUUGUCUCAUGCCACAGCUCCAGGGUCAGGGCAGGAUUCCUGGUUCACCCCAAGAAGUGGUGCAGGGAAUGGGGGCUUGGACCUGCGCUAUGCGGUGGGUGUGAGGACCCCCAUACACCCCAGUGACGCAGGGGUAGG
Pezoporus flaviventris is the source of this 1251-nucleotide messenger RNA. It is a transcript of the gene BTBD19, whose product is annotated as BTB domain containing 19. The record is from RefSeq and is a predicted model, not a curated record. Lineage: Eukaryota; Metazoa; Chordata; Aves; Psittaciformes; Psittacidae. Bases 52 to 1014 code for a protein of 320 amino acids. Gene Ontology annotation, molecular function: protein binding. The transcript is spliced from 9 exons.